AUGUAGAUUAGAUGUAUUUCAGCUGAUCAUCAAAAUCAAUAAAUAACAGGUUUUUGCAUAGAUAGUAAAUGUCCAAAUUAAAGACAUUAUUGUAAGGUUUGCUUGCCUAGCCAUAAUUUACAUCUUAAUAAGUUGAUAUCUUAAGAAUUGUUAUAUUAAUGGGUUAAGGAAAGAAUUCUUAUGUUAAAAUAUUUAAAAAAUAAUGUUUAAGAAUUUAAAUUUGCCCUUGAUAGUCUUAUAAAUUUAUUCCUUCCUUUUAAUAACUUUAAUAUUUAAUAAUUAUCAGAAUUAGAAUUAUCACAGAUUGAUUAAUUAAUAACAGGUUUAUGUUAAAUGGCAGAUUGCGAAGAAGAAUUAUUUAAAUAACUUUAACAAUCAAUCGAAUAAACCAAAUCCAUUGUAAAUCAAAUACUUAAAAAAUUAAAGAGUUAAACAAAUUAAAAUUAAAAUGGUAACUUAUAAAUUCCACAAUUUAAUAUAGAUAAAUCAACUUUAGAAUAAACGAACAAUCAAAGUAUAUUAGAACCAAAUGUAAAACUAUUCACCUUUGACUUCAUGAAAUAAAAUAUAAUUAAGUAAAAUGAAUCGUGUAAUGCUAUUGCUUUUAACAAGGAUUACUCAAUCGUGAUAACUGGAUGUAAAAAAGAUAUCAAAGUAUUUUAAAAUAAUUAAGGAAAACUGAAUUAAAUAUAAUUGUUAAGUGAGCAUACUAGUAAUGUUUAUUCAUUAAAUUUCUUGAAAAAUAUAAAUAAUUUUGUAUCUGGAAGUGAUGAUAGUUCAAUAAUAAUAUGGUAGGCGAUUGGAAAUAAUUAAUGGUAAAGUUAGUAAAAAUUGAAUGGACAUUCAUUAGCGAUAUUUUGUUUAUUAUUAAAUAAUACUGAUGAUCUAAUUAUUUCAGGUAGUGCAGAUAAAACAAUAAAAAUUUGGGUGAAAUAGGAUUAAUGGUUGUGUUAACAAACCAUAACUGAUCAUACUAAUUAGGUAUAUUCAAUAAGUUUAAAUGAAGAAUAAAAUAAAUUGAUAUCUUGUUCAUUUGAUUACCAAAUACUAGUAAUCGAAUAAUAAAAUAUGGAUAAAAAAUGGAUUGUUAAAUAAUAGAUAAAAUUAGAUACAUGGGGAUAUAGAUUAUGUUAGAUUAAUGAUAAUUAAUUUACAUUUUAACCCUAUUGUAAAUAAUAAAUGCAUGUAUAUGAGAUGGAUAAUAAUACUAAAUAGUAUAGAAAGACUAAGGAAAUUGCGGUAAAGUCCGGUUCAAGUGUUGAUAAUUGUUUUUUUCCAUAAUAAUACUUAAAAUCAAAAUGCCUCCUAGUGAAUAAGAAUGGCAAUUAUAUUAAUUUAAUGAGAAAGACAGAAAAUGGUGACUUUAAAGUUUAAUAAUCUAUUAAAAUUGGUAACUUUCAUAUUUAUGGAUAAUUAAGUAAUGACGGAGAGUAUUUGAUCACUUGGGAUGAUGGAUCAAAAGAAAUAUAAAUAAGAAAGUGUAGAGAAUUAUGA
Molecule: messenger RNA, 1494 nt
Organism: Paramecium pentaurelia
Lineage: Eukaryota; Ciliophora; Oligohymenophorea; Peniculida; Parameciidae
Source: the annotation of a GenBank genome assembly